AUGUCUACGUUGCAGGCUCCCAUAGCACAGAACCCUGUCAUCACGCCGCCCUUGAGUUUCGCAGACCACCCUUUGACGCCGCCGCCGACCGACGAGAAACAAUCCGCGCAAGUCCAUCGAGUCAUCGCGCUCUUCGAGAGAUCCGGGCGGGAAGGCACAUCAAGCGACACCCAGAUGGGCAGAUAUGAUUACGACGAAGAAAGUGAUCGUCUUGUUGUUCGCAUGCCUACAGCUGUACACGAACUGUUCAUCACUCGCGUUGAGGAUGCCAUAUUCAGUCAGUUGAAAUCAAUCAGUGACGGACUGGGUGCUGCGGCGGCUUUUGCUCAGAAGGUGUACCCGGCUCGUUCUACCGAAAUAUACUUUCCAGUCGAUAGUGUUUCAUCCGGCAGAAAGUCGAAGCACGAGCCGGAUGCUUCUUUCUGGCACAACGAUGCGCAAUACCCCGGAGUUGUCAUCGAAGUCGCUUAUUCGUAG
This is a messenger RNA of Mytilinidion resinicola, 477 nucleotides long. RefSeq lists its product as uncharacterized. The record is from RefSeq and is a predicted model, not a curated record. Bases 1 to 477 code for a protein of 158 amino acids. The transcript has 2 exons. Lineage: Eukaryota; Fungi; Ascomycota; Dothideomycetes; Mytilinidiales; Mytilinidiaceae.